Messenger RNA from Sarcophilus harrisii (Tasmanian devil), 2448 nucleotides. It is a transcript of the gene MCM5, whose product is annotated as minichromosome maintenance complex component 5. Lineage: Eukaryota; Metazoa; Chordata; Mammalia; Dasyuromorphia; Dasyuridae. Gene Ontology annotation, molecular function: single-stranded DNA helicase activity; 3'-5' DNA helicase activity; single-stranded DNA binding. Gene Ontology annotation, biological process: DNA replication initiation; double-strand break repair via break-induced replication; DNA replication. Bases 18 to 2222 code for a protein of 734 amino acids. The transcript is spliced from 16 exons. Gene Ontology annotation, cellular component: MCM complex; nucleus. The record is from RefSeq and is a predicted model, not a curated record.
CCUCUGCAGCUUCAAUCAUGUCCGGCUUCGAUGACCCCGGGAUCUUCUACAGCGACAGCUUCGGGGGGGACCCCGGCGCCGAGGAGGGUCAGGCCCGCAAGUCCCAGCUGCAGAAGCGCUUCAAGGAGUUUCUGCGCCAGUAUCGCGUGGGCACCGACCGCACCGGCUUCACCUUCAAGUACAGAGAUGAGCUCAAGCGCCAUUACAACCUGGGCGAGUACUGGAUCGAGGUGGAGAUGGAGGACCUGGCCAGCUUCGACGAGGACCUGGCCGACUACCUGUACAAGCAGCCGGCCGAGCACCUGAAGCUGCUGGAGGAGGCGGCCAAGGAGGUGGCGGACGAGGUGACCCGGCCGCGGCCUGAGGGGGAGGAGACCCUGCAGGACAUCCAGGUCAUGCUGAAGUCUGACGCCAGCCCGGCCAACAUCCGGAGCCUAAAGUCUGACAUGAUGUCCCACCUGGUGAAGAUCCCGGGGAUCAUCAUCGCGGCCACGGCGGUGCGCUCCAAAGCCACACGCAUUGCCAUCCAGUGCCGCAGCUGCCGUAACACCAUCAAUAACAUCAGCGUGCGCCCGGGCCUGGAGGGCUACGCUCUGCCCAGGAAGUGCACCACGGAUCAGGCCGGCCGCCCCAAGUGCCCCUUGGACCCCUACUUCAUCAUGCCCGACAAGUGCAAGUGUGUGGACUUCCAGACCCUGAAGCUCCAGGAGUGCCCAGACGCCGUGCCCCACGGAGAGAUGCCCCGGCACAUGCAGCUGUACUGUGACAGGUACCUGUGUGACAAGGUCGUUCCUGGCAAUCGAGUCACCAUCAUGGGCAUCUAUUCCAUCAAGAAGUACGGCAUGAACUCGGCCAAGGGCCGGGACCGGGUGGGGGUGGGCAUCCGGAGUUCCUACAUCCGCGUCCUGGGCAUCCAGGUGGACACCGAUGGUUCGGGCCGCAGCUUUGCCGGGUCUGUGACCCCACAGGAAGAGGAGGACUUCCGGCGCCUGGCGGCCAUGCCCAACAUCUACGAGGUCAUUUCCAAGAGCAUCGCCCCCUCCAUCUUUGGAGGCAUGGACAUUAAGAAGGCUAUCGCCUGCCUUCUUUUUGGGGGCUCCCGCAAGAGGCUCCCGGACGGACUCACCCGUCGAGGAGACAUUAACCUCCUGAUGCUGGGCGACCCCGGCACGGCCAAGUCUCAGCUUCUGAAGUUUGUGGAGAGGUGUUCCCCCAUUGGGGUCUACACCUCUGGAAAGGGCAGCAGCGCGGCCGGCCUCACGGCCUCCGUGAUGAGGGACCCGUCCUCCCGCAACUUCAUCAUGGAAGGAGGGGCCAUGGUCCUGGCCGAUGGUGGCGUGGUGUGUAUUGAUGAGUUUGACAAGAUGCGGGAAGAUGACCGAGUGGCCAUCCACGAGGCCAUGGAGCAGCAGACCAUCUCCAUCGCCAAGGCCGGCAUCACCACCACCCUGAACUCCCGCUGCUCGGUGCUGGCCGCCGCCAACUCCGUCUUCGGCCGCUGGGACGAGACCAAAGGCGAGGACAACAUUGACUUCAUGCCCACCAUCUUGUCCCGCUUCGACAUGAUCUUCAUCGUCAAGGAUGAGCACAACGAAGAGAGAGACAUGACUCUGGCCAAGCACGUCAUCACCCUGCACGUGAGCGCGCAGACCCAGACGGAGGCCGUGGAGGGGGAGAUCGAGCUGGGGAAGCUGAAGAAAUUCAUCGCUUACUGUCGAUUGAAGUGCGGGCCGCGCCUGUCUGCGGGGGCUGCCGAGAAGCUGAAGAAUCGCUACAUCCUGAUGCGCAGCGGGGCCCGCCAGCACGAGCGCGAGAGCGAGCGCCGCUCCAGCAUCCCCAUCACCGUCCGGCAGCUGGAGGCGAUCAUCCGCAUCUCCGAGUCCCUCAGCAAGAUGAAGCUGCAGCCCUUCGCCACGGAGGCCGAUGUGGAGGAGGCUCUGAGGCUGUUCCAGGUGUCCACCCUGGAUGCUGCCCUGUCCGGCUCCCUGUCAGGAGUGGAGGGCUUCACCAGCCAGGAAGACCAGGAGAUGCUGACGCGCAUCGAGAAGCAGCUCAAACGCCGCUUUGCCAUCGGCUCCCAGGUCUCCGAGCACAGCAUCGUGCAAGAUUUCACCAAGCAGAAAUACCCCGAGCACGCCAUCUAUAAGGUCCUGCAGCUCAUGAUGCGCCGGGGUGAGAUCCAGCACCGCCUGCAGCGCAAGGUGCUCUACCGCCUCAAGUGACCGUGGCAGGACCCCCCGCCCCCCUUCAGCCGUUCCCGUUGCUGCUGUUUCCAGGCCAGGCCACCCCCCAGGCCCUUCCCUGGGUCCCCUCCCCUGCGGAUGGAGGCUCCAGGAUGGAGGCCCCCGCCCCAGCGGUUUGUAAGUUGGCUUUGGUAGAAGUGGAAAGUUCAACUUAUUUUGGAAGUUUUGAUAACAAUAAAGAAGUGAUUGAUGAUUUUGGAUACAA